This is a messenger RNA of Lagopus muta (rock ptarmigan), 2216 nucleotides long. RefSeq names its product ST6 N-acetylgalactosaminide alpha-2,6-sialyltransferase 6 (gene ST6GALNAC6). The coding region runs from base 335 to 1291 and encodes 318 amino acids. Gene Ontology annotation, biological process: oligosaccharide metabolic process; ganglioside biosynthetic process. Lineage: Eukaryota; Metazoa; Chordata; Aves; Galliformes; Phasianidae. Gene Ontology annotation, molecular function: alpha-N-acetylgalactosaminide alpha-2,6-sialyltransferase activity. The record is from RefSeq and is a predicted model, not a curated record. The transcript is spliced from 6 exons.
AGGGUAGAUCGGCACGUGGGGGCCGUACCGCGGAGCCGCAGCCGGGUUUGUCGUACCGGGGGUGCAGACAGCGCUCGGCGCUUCCCCAGCAGAGCGCGAUGUGACCCCGGGGGACCGCCAUGGCCCUGCUGCCAGCCGGAGGGGCCCGGCAGCACCGCACAGCCCGGGGGGAGCGCGGCGAGGAGGAGGCGGAGGAGACCCCCCGGCAGCGCUCAGCACCCGCUGCAGAUGAGUGCCCCCACCCAGGUGCUCGCAGGACGUCGGCAGUCACUCGGCACUGAGGGCAGCACGGAGACAUGAGCGGCAGCACGCUCCCUGUGACCAGCAAGGGGAAAUGGAGUUGGGCCGGAUCAUCCCUGUGAUUUCCAUCCCCAUCCCUUUGGGGAGGAGCCCUGAUGCUGUCCCCCACCUGCAGAGCCAGCGCGCCGCCGUCUUCGUGCUUCUCUUCGCCCUGCUCAUGCUGCUGAUCAUCUACAGCUCCAGCAGUGGGACCGAGGUGUUCCCCUACAGUGCGCUGCGGGGCAGAGCCCGGCGGCCCCCCAACCUGCGGCACUGGGGGGUGAGCAGCGGGUACCUGCCCGUGUCUGGGAACAAGAGCCUGACUGCCCACUGCCACCAAUGCGCCAUCGUCACCAGCUCCAGCCACCUCCUGGGCACCCACCUGGGCGCCGAGAUCGACCAAACCGAGUGCACCAUCCGCAUGAACGACGCUCCCACCACCGGCUAUGAGGCCGAUGUGGGCAACAAGACCACCUUCCGUGUGGUGGCCCACUCCAGCGUCUACCGCGUCCUCAAGCGGCCCCAAGAGUUUGUCAAUAAAACCCCGGAGACCAUCCUCAUCUUCUGGGGGCCACCGGCCAAGAUGCAGAAGGGGCUGUUGAAGAUCAUCCAACGCGUCGGCGCAUCCUUCCCCAACAUGACGGCCUACAUCGUCUCCCCGCACCGCAUGAAGCAGUUCGACGAGCUCUUUCGGGGGGAGACGGGGAAGGACAGAGAGAAGUCGCGCUCGUGGUUGAGCACGGGUUGGUUCACCAUGGGGAUUGCGGUGGAGCUGUGCGACACCGUCCACGUCUACGGCAUGGUGCCCCCCAACUACUGCAGUCAGCGUCCGCAGCCCCGCCGCAUGGCCUACCACUACUACGAGCCCAAGGGCCCCGACGAGUGCACGACGUACAUCCACAAUGAGCGCAGCCGCCGCGGCAAUCACCACCGCUUCAUCACCGAGAAGCGCGUCUUUGCCAGCUGGGCCGCCCCCUACAACAUCACCUUCUCUCACCCCACCUGGCCUUAGGGCAGCUGCACUGAGCGGGGAGCCCUGGGGAUGGGGUCCCUUCGAUUCGGGGUCCUUUUGAUUCAGGGUCAGUUUGGGACGGGAUCUCCUUGGCUUGGGGUCCCACUGGGAUGAGGUCCCGUUGGUUUGGGGUCCCAUUGGGAUGGGGUCUCCUGGGGGUAGGAUCUCUGUGGGAUGAAGUCCCCUUGGCUUGGAGUCCCCUUAGUUUUCAGUUCAGGGAUUCCUUGGCUUGGGGUCUCCCGUGCGAUGGUCCAGUCCCCUUGGUUUGGGAUCCCUUUGCUUCAAAGUCCCCUUGGUUUGGGGUCCAGGCUGCACCGUGCACCGCAGGGCUGAUACAGCCAUCAGGGCCACAUGCCACCACUGUGCCCAUGGCGUCUGCACAGCCGUGACAUCGUGGGUUUUGGGGUGUCCUGCGGGACAUGGGAACUCUGCAUGGUCCCAGCUCAGAACCUCCCAGGCUGCAUUGCAGCCCAUCACCCUGAGAGCACACGGGGGUGCAGGUGCAUGGUCCCCUUUGGCUGGCAUGGGGGUCGCAUUGCUUUUGGGGCAAAAUUCCAGCCCCCCACUCCCCACUUUCCCUCAGCACAAAUCCUAACAGUGUCACCAUCCCCAGAACAGAGACCUCAGGAGCCACCCCAGUGAGGACCAAGGGGCUGACACUGCCAACGUGGUGCCGGGGAGGGGGAGGUGGGGAGGGGGAGCCAAUACCACACAGCACUGCCGGAACCUUUUGUAACCUGGCCGUGGGAUUUGGGGGACUUUUUUUCCCUCCUGGUGCCGGUGUUUGGAUUUCCACCGUGGAGCCACGCGAUGCUCGUCACUCAUCAGCCCCUCACAAACUAUUCAGAAGCGUUUGGACGCUGAGCCCCGGCGGGGUGGCAGCCCCGUGCCUCAGUUUCCCCCUUGGCCGACGCAGCGGGGGGGG